This is a messenger RNA of Condylostylus longicornis, 3201 nucleotides long. RefSeq names its product trichohyalin. The record is from RefSeq and is a predicted model, not a curated record. Bases 506 to 2863 code for a protein of 785 amino acids. The transcript is spliced from 8 exons. NCBI's taxonomy places the organism in Eukaryota, Metazoa, Arthropoda, Insecta, Diptera, Dolichopodidae.
CAUCGGUUCGGUUUGUUAUUUUUUCUUCGCGAAAGAAAAAAAAACAAACCCAGUUUGGAAAAUUGGUUUCUUUUUUUUCUAACUGGGGGAACAUUUACCCAAAAUAAAAAUACAAAAAGGAAAACAAACAGAAAAAUAAUAAAAACAUUAAUAAUUUUUUUUUUUUUUGGGGGACACUUAAAAAAUUUUUGUGUUGAAAAUUAAUUAAAAAAAAAAAAUUUCCAUAUGUAAAAUAAAAGAAGAUGGAAAAAGAAAUGAAGAAAAAUUAAUUAUUGUGGAAAAAGAAAAAAAAAUCGAUUCACAAUCGUAAAUAGUUUUUGUGGUGAAAAAAAAAAUUAAAAAAAUAAGAAUAAAAAAUAAAAAAAUAUAAAAAAUUUUUGAAACACUCCUGGGAUUCAAUAAAUUUUGACAAAAAAAAAAAAACUUUUGAAAUAGAAAACCUGUAAGGAUUAUCGGCAAUUGAAAUUAAAAAAAAAAAAAUUGCUAAUGCUAAAACGGCUACAAAAUGAGCAGCUCCUUUAAAAAAUUAAUUUUCUGCUGUUUAGUCCUGUGGGCUAUAGCAGCAGUAACAAUGGGACAACAUUCACCAUAUUCUUUACAAGCUGCCGUUGAUGCUUUACACAGAAGAGAAUUACAAUUAGCAUUAAAAGAUAAUUACAAUAAUCCUCGUACCAGAUAUGCACCACCAGUAACCAUCGAUGAAGAUGAUUAUUGGGAUGGAAUUGAAACUGAAGGACCCUCUGAUCGCCGACGAUUAAAUAAACUUCUGGCAAGGUAUUUACAAAAUGAAGAAGAUAAUGAAAUGGCUGGUGGUGGCGAGAGUUACGAAAAUGAUUUUGAUGAUGAAAAUUUUAUACCAAUUGAGGAACGGAAGCGUUCAUUUUUCCGUGAAAACGAAAGAAAUGAACCACAAUAUAUGGGCUCAGUGUUUCGUGAACGUGAGUUCCCGAGAAAUAAUCAGCAAGAACUAACUGAGAAAUUUUUACGGGAAAUAGAAGAAGAACGGGAUUUAGAGCGUGAGGAACGAUAUAAGGAAGCAUUAAAAAAUCUUUGGGAAAAAUAUCAACAGCAAGAGAACGAAAUUGAAGAUGAACUCUUUGAGGAUGAAAAAAGAAAAAGAUUUUUAGUUCCAGAAAGUGACGCAGUUGGUAAUCAAUAUAUUGGUCCUCUAAUGCAAAGAAAACGAUCGUAUCCAGUUCUUCCAUGGUUACCCUAUAACAAGAAGAAACGAUUCCCGGUAGCAAAACGAUCACCAAAAAUGCCAAUGAAACCGUUUAGUACAUCUAAUGAAGCAAAUGGAAAUGAUCAGAUUUCAAAAGAUUUACAAGCUAUAUUUGGUCCGACAGGUGAAGAGAAAAAAAAGAGAUCAGUCAGCCCACUACCGAGUUCCACUUCUUCUGAAACUACAGUAUCAGCUGGAAUUUCUACAACUAUUUCAACUGAUAAAUCUCAUGAAGACAAUCAUAUUCAAGAAAAAAGAAAUGCCAAACCAGUAUCCUCAAAUGCGGAUCACAGUUCACAUAAUCAUCAUGGAGAACAUCAUCAGGCCAGUGGAACUGGGGAUCAUCGGCAUCAUAAUGAUGAUUCUAGUGAGUCUCGUGAAUCAGAAGAGGAACAUAUUGACGAGUCACAUGAGGAGGAACAUGAAGAUCAAUCACAUGAACAUGUUAGUGAGGAAGAAGAUGAUGAAAAAAAGAAAAAACGUAGUGUUGCUGAUAAGAAGAAUAUUAAAAAAACUAGUGAAGUUCCUGCUGCCACUAAAAAGAAACGUGCAAAUUUGGAAGUUGUGAAGGAAGACCAAAUUAUUCCGGGUGAUUUGGAAUCUCCGAAAAAGAAAUCAAUUGAUUGGUCGAAUUAUUUUGGCUUGGAUAGGAGGAAGAAGUCAAUUUUUCCACUAAAGAAGAGUAAAAAAAUGGUUCCACUAAAAAAACGAAGUCCAAUUGAUUUGUUAGCUGACGAAAAGCGGAGAAAAAGAAAUUUUAGUGAAGAGAAAUUGGAUCAAAUGGACAGUAAACUAAAAUCAAUUGAAGAUCUUAUAAUUGAUGAAACUAUUAAAUAUACAGGCGCACAUGAAGGUAUCAGAGAUCCAGAAAAGAUUCGUGAAUUAAAGGAUCAUGUUUUGUCAAGAUUGGCGACAGCUUAUAAUUUGGAAAAGAUGAGGAGAGCUUUGGAAAAAUUAAGGGAAUCUGUUGAAAACGAAAAUCAUUUAUCACGUAACGAAAUCGAAGCUCUUGAAGAUGAUACUAAAGAAAGAGAAAAAGCAGCUGCUGCUAAAAGAUUGUCUGUAAAAAAAGAGAAAGUGGAAUUUGAAAAUGAGCAUCGACAACCUGAUACUUCUGAAAAACAAACUGAAGGAUCCGAUAACAAUUUAAAAGAUGAUGAUGACGAAGAAAGAAAACGCAAAAAGAAAAGAAAUGGUGGUGGUAGCAUAAGAUUUUCUGAUACACCAAAUGAAUUAAGUGAAUUUGAAGAAGAAUUGGGUGCUGGCCAUUUUGAGCCACACAAUGACGUUUAUUUAGGACGACAAAAUAAUGGACCACUUUCUAUAAAUCAAUGCCCAAUAAUUGAUUCAAUGUCAGAACGUUGUAGAAAUGUUGAUAUAUUAAGCGGAGAUAUACAUCAAGAUCUUUUACCAAUUUGUGGAGUUCAUGAAUUAUGUUAUUUAUGUGGAAUAUCACCUGUUGCAUGCGACUUACAAUAUUUAUCAGAUGCCGAUAGUAUUUGCGGUCAUAAUAGUGAUUGUCAGUCAGCGGCAAGAUCAGUUUUAAUGAUAUUAAGAGGAACACCUGGACCACAACUUGGACCAAAGGAAUGUCUUAAAAAUCCGUGCUUGUAUCGUGUUAUGCGAGAAAUUGGUCUUUAAAAAUGAUUCUGAUGGAAAAUUUAAGAAAACGGAAAAUUAAUUUUAUUUUUUUUUUAAAUGAUUUUAUAAACAUGAAUUUAAUUUUUUUAAUAACAAUAAAGUAAAUUAUUAUUUUUUUUUUCAAAACUCAUUAUAAACUCAUUAAAAACUUAAAAUGAAAGAAUGUAAGCUGAAACAACCAAAAUAUAAAGAAAAGAAAUUUGCUUCUACUAAAAAAAAAAGAAAGUAAAAAAAAUUUUCUACAACCAAAACUAAUUAUAUUUUUUUCUAAUUAUUCUAAUAAGUUUUACAUUAUAUAUUUUCAUACUCAUAUAUAAAUAAAAUAAUAAUAUUAUUAU